AUGGAGACGGGAGCCUGUUUGAUGGUUCGGAGCAUUUCCAGCAAAGAGCUCAAGGGGAGGGUUGGGGAGGGGGGGCAAAGCCAAAAUGGGGUUUCCAGCAAGUACUUAGCUACUUUUUCUGGUGAAGAUGCAUAUAUAUUGAGUGAAGCCAAGGAGGAAGCUGUGCGCACAAUUGUGGAAUUUGUGAAGGCCCCUGACUUGUUUCAGUGUGAUUUGCUAGAUAUGCCUGCUGUAGGGCAAUUGGAGAAGGAUGCUAAGCAUGCGUUGGCAUAUCAGCUUUUAAAGAUCUUUCUGACUCAGAGGCUGGAUGCUUACUUGGAGUUUCAGGCUGCAAAUUCUACUUUACUGAAAGGCUACGGACUUGUCCAUGAAGACUGCAUAACAAAGAUGAGGUUGAUUUCUUUGGUGGAUCUUGGCUCUGAUGAAUCUGGACGAAUUCCUUACAAUCUUAUCAGAGAUACACUUCAGAUUAAUGAUGAGGGCGUCGAACUUUGGGUGGUCAAAGCGAUAACUGCUAAGUUAAUGGACUGUAAAAUGGACCAGAUGAAUCAAGUGGUGAUUGUGAGCCGCUGUACUAAGAGAGUAUUUGGGCAGCAACAAUGGCUUACACUUAGAUCAAAGUUAGCAACUUGGAGGGGUAAUGUUGCAAAUGUCAUCAGCACAAUUCGAGCUAACAGGAUAGCUGAAGAUGGCUCGCAGGCAGUGCAAGGCUUAGUUAUUCGUUAGAAAAUUCUUGGUUAUGUAGGUUCAUGGCUGACUUAUGAAAGCUUGAAGUAGUAUUUAUGAUUCCCAAUUAUUUUCCCUUUGGACUUUGGAUCCAAAUGUUUUGGAAAUUUUGACAGGAAAAAGAUCUCUUGUUAUUUACAAAUCUUAUGAUUAUACGCUCGGUAAAUGAUGAAUGACUGCUUAUAUAUCAUCAGCAACUUCUGUUGCGUUUGACAGGAAAACUCUCUUGUUCUGAAA
Molecule: messenger RNA, 963 nt
Organism: Prunus mume (Japanese apricot)
Lineage: Eukaryota; Viridiplantae; Streptophyta; Magnoliopsida; Rosales; Rosaceae
Source: RefSeq, a predicted model, not a curated record